Molecule: messenger RNA, 843 nt
Organism: Chlorella variabilis
Lineage: Eukaryota; Viridiplantae; Chlorophyta; Trebouxiophyceae; Chlorellales; Chlorellaceae
Exons: 5
Coding region: 1-843 (280 amino acids)
Source: RefSeq, a predicted model, not a curated record
AUGCCCACAACCAAUAUAUUCUCCUCGCUCCUGGACUGUUUCUCGUGCUGCGGCCAGCAGCAGGACUCCAAGCAUGACCAGUACCUGCAGCCGCUCAACCUGCUGCAGCCGCAGGUCCCGUCGGUCACAGUGGAGGAGCUGGUGGAGCAGAGCAGCACGGCGCGGGAGCGGGUGUGGCGCAGCCUCGGCAGCCUGGAGCCGUUUGCGCUUGGGCAGAGCCCCGCCAGCACCUCGGUGAUGGCGGGGCCCAAGUGGCCCGCGGUGCGGCAAAACUUCCGGGUCAUCCACCGGCCCAGCGGCAACGUCAUGAUUGUCAGCGACGGGCUCAGCGACCCUUUUGACGACAUCCAUGAGGGCGAGAACAACGUCAACGGCUUUGGCCUGGAGUUCUUCAUUGAGACGCCUGCCGAGGAGAUUGGCAGCUCGCUGACCGACAUCAAGAAGAGCUGGCAGUUUCAGCUGCUCUACACAGUCAGCCAGCUGGCGGCAGGGCACGGCGGCAUCUCCAAUAUCAUUGAGGACAUGCAGCUGCUGUCCACAGAGGCGGAGGGGGUGAACGAGGCUAUCCCAGAGGAGAGGCGCAAGGCGCUGGUGAACCGCGCCGGGCGCUUGGGCGCGCUGCUGGGCCUCACAGACACGCGGGCAGGCGCACCAGACUUCGUGCCGGAGCGGAUAGAGGGCAUGCCGCUGACGGAGGUGCGCUUUGUGAACAUCAAGCUCAUCACGCUGGCAGAGCUCAAGCUGAUCACAGACCGCGGCGCGGAGGGGCGCCGCAAGCUGUCGGAGCUGCUGGAGGGCGAGGCGCGCCUUGUCAGCUCCGUGCAACGAGAGUCGGUGCUCUAG